AUGUCGGCUGAUCAUCUGAGCAGACCAACACAGAGAAGCCGAAGACCACAACCCUUCUCUUUGUCAUCUACGAUCCCGAGACUAGAUAAGAGAAGGCAAAUUAUUUCAAUGGUAGUGGGGAACGUAAAGUUCCUGGACAGCUUAAAUUAUUUUCCAAUGGCUCUUUCUAAGCUGCCUAGGGCUUUCGGCUUGGACAAUAAUUUCAAGAAAGGUUACUUCCCUCACCUAUUCAACACCGCAGCAAACGCAAAUUACGUGGGUCCCCUACCGGCAGCAGAAUACUAUGACCCCGAUAAUAUGAAACCGGAAGAUCGUGCCAAGUUCCUCGAGUGGCACGAGGAACACAGGGACGACGAGUUCGAUAUGCAGCGCGACCUCGUCGAAUAUUGUAUUUCUGAUGUUGAAAUUUAA
Molecule: messenger RNA, 411 nt
Organism: Anoplophora glabripennis (Asian longhorned beetle)
Lineage: Eukaryota; Metazoa; Arthropoda; Insecta; Coleoptera; Cerambycidae
Product: probable DNA polymerase
Exons: 1
Coding region: 1-411 (136 amino acids)
Biological process (GO): DNA replication
Molecular function (GO): nucleotide binding; DNA-directed DNA polymerase activity; DNA binding
Source: RefSeq, a predicted model, not a curated record